Magnolia sinica is the source of this 732-nucleotide messenger RNA. RefSeq lists its product as uncharacterized. The record is from RefSeq and is a predicted model, not a curated record. Lineage: Eukaryota; Viridiplantae; Streptophyta; Magnoliopsida; Magnoliales; Magnoliaceae. Bases 1 to 732 code for a protein of 243 amino acids. The transcript has 2 exons.
AUGAAGGAAAGUUCAUUAAUAGAUCCAACAAGUUAUGAGGGUGCUGAAAUGAAAAAGGUGGGCUUUGUUCUUUGUAAGAUUUAUGAGAACAAGAAAGCUUCCGACGAAAAUCAAGAGGAGGAAGAACAAAUGACAGAAAUGUCCGUUGGAGAUGGUCCUAAUAACUCUGAUUCGGAUGCGGUUACGGAGAAUUUCGAAGAAUCCACGUCCCUAACUUACGAUGAAAAUCAAAUGACAGAAAUGCCCCCAGGAGAUGGUCCUAAUAACCCCGAUCCUCCAUCCUUUGGGUGCCAUGCGAGCAUGGGAGACCUGUUACCACCUUCCGAGGAAAACCAAAUUACAGAAAUGCCCUUGAGAGUUGGUCCUAAUAACCCCGAUUUCUUAUCCUCUGAGUUCAUUGCGAAUAUGGCAUGUUGGUUUCAAGAUUUGGAGGAAAAUCAAAUAACAGAAAUGCCCCUGGGAGAUAAUCCUAAUAACCCCAAUUUCCCACACUUUGGGUAUACAAGUAUGGAAAUACCAGAGGAAAACCAAAUGACAGAAAUACCCUUGGGACACGGUCCUGAUAACCAAAUGACAGAAAUGUCCAUUGGAGAUGGUCCUAAUAACUCUGAUUCGGAUGCGGUUACGGAGAAUUUCAGAGAAUCCACGUCCCUACCUUUUGAUGAAAAUCAACCUGUUACCAGCUUCCGAGGAAAACCAAAUUACAGAAAUGCCCUUGAGAGUUGGUCCUAA